CUCUCAUCAAACUACUUGCUUCAUGAGUUAUAAUAAAUUACUAGCCUACAGCUGGCAACAAUACUUUCGGUUUCCUCAAAAAAAUUUCAAAGUGCAGCACUUGACGAUUGAAACAGCAAAGAUGUUUAAGAAGUUUGAGUUCCUGGAAGUUUCUAAAAGGAAGUUGUUGGGUCAAGGAUUAUGGUCAUGUUCUGUUGAGGAACUUCAAGAGAUUGGUAACCAGCUAGAACAAUGCUUGAAAAACAUCAGAGCAAGAAAGACAAGAAAAAGGUUUAGAGGUAAGAUUGAAAAGAAGGCCCUACUUUCCAUCUCUCUUUGGUUCCAACACUGCAAGCAGAUACAACAAUUAAACCAAAGGUAAGAAUAACUCCCUCCAUUGAAUUAAAGAUAUAUUAUGACCUCAAUCUUCUAGCUCUAAGCUUCUCAAAAAUGUACUUUGUUUUUGUCUCAAGGAUACCUUUUUAGUUUUAAUUUAGGAGAGAAUGUUAUUAGAAAAAAAUGUGAAGUUAUUUGAAAAGGUGAGCCUUUUAUUUUUAAAUCUUGGAGUUUUCUUUUCUUUUUUAGAUGAUGGGCCCACCUUACAAUGAAGAGCCCUUUUGUCUAAUUGUUCUUAUUCUGCAGUAUGGUGCAAUUAAAACUAGAAAACACUUUUGAAUGAAAAAAAUAAACUAACUCUCUUUUGAUAUGGAUAGUAGUGUAGUGAUGGGAAGCCUUGGCACAACAAAGGAAAGCAAUAAAGAUUGCACCCAAAAUAAAGUGUGCUUGGAGGCUGUGACAAAAUUGUUCAUUGGAUUGUUGUAAAACCAUUAAUAUCAAUCGUCUGAAUUUACUUUACAAUAGAAAUUAUUGUGUUAC
Molecule: messenger RNA, 855 nt
Organism: Rubroshorea leprosula
Lineage: Eukaryota; Viridiplantae; Streptophyta; Magnoliopsida; Malvales; Dipterocarpaceae
Source: the annotation of a GenBank genome assembly